This is a messenger RNA of Macrobrachium nipponense, 3405 nucleotides long. Its product is annotated as relaxin receptor 1-like. The record is from RefSeq and is a predicted model, not a curated record. Gene Ontology annotation, molecular function: G protein-coupled peptide receptor activity; protein-hormone receptor activity; protein binding. The transcript is spliced from 20 exons. NCBI's taxonomy places the organism in Eukaryota, Metazoa, Arthropoda, Malacostraca, Decapoda, Palaemonidae. Bases 1 to 2337 code for a protein of 778 amino acids. Gene Ontology annotation, cellular component: plasma membrane. Gene Ontology annotation, biological process: hormone-mediated signaling pathway; activation of adenylate cyclase activity; adenylate cyclase-activating G protein-coupled receptor signaling pathway.
AUGGAUUAUGUCUUACUGGAUGCCGGCAUUAUGGGGCGGGGGAUCAUUAGAGAAACUAAUACGGAUAAUGUUGCUGUGUUUGAUCACUACCAUUUACCUGUGGACUUCUCCGGCGACAACAAUCACACGGCCUCGAUCCUCAAGAAGAAAGUUUUCCUCUGGAAAGAGCGACACAAAUGCAGUGUACAGGAGUUUCCAACCGUCUGCCUGUGUCGGAUGUACACUAAGAUGCAUUGCAAGAAUGCGAACCUGACACAGGUACCUCAGGAUAUCGGAACUUCAGUGACAGCAUUGAUGCUGGCGAACAACUCCCUCGUCCUAAAAGCUGGAGAUUUUGAAAAAUACAGCAACCUUGAUCUUUUGGACCUCGAGGGUAACAGUCUCUCCUAUCUUCCAGCGGGAGUUUUCCGGGGACUGAAUAACCUCACAAGACUGUUUUUGAAAGAUAACGCCUUGCACGAGCUACCAGCCGAUGUUGUGACUGACUUGCCCUCUCUGAAGCAGCUGGUUCUCCAGGGAAAUCAGUUCAACCAGUUUGACGAUCUGCUUACCAACGUACCCAGCUUGGUUCAGCUGUGGAUGAGCUCGAAUUUAGUUACCCUGAAAGGACGCAACGUCAGCCCGAAAGCAGACAACUUGCAAGAACUAUUUCUGGAAAAUAAUAUCAUAAGGGCGCUGACGAUUUCUUCCCUGGAGGGGCUCUCCGGAUUAAUUGCUCUUUACCUUCGGGAUAACACUAUAACAAGUAUUGACCCAGGAGCCUUCAGGGAUCAAACGAGCUUGGUGGAUUUAGAGUUGAACAACAACCGAAUUCGUAGCCUCUCCAUUGAUGCAUUUCUGGGCCUCGAGAGUCUGAAGAGUUUAAGUCUUCAAGGGAAUCCGCUCAUGACUGUUGCAGACACAACGAUUAAGAACCUUCCCAGCUUGAUGUCUCUGAGUCUUGAUAAUAUUGAACUUCCUGCUGGCGUUCUGUACAAUUUAUCUACGCACCAGAGGGAAGAUGAUCUUAUCCCCGAAAUCCAACAUAUAUACUUCAUGAGAUUCCGAUACUGCAGUUAUUUCCCCAAAGUACCAGACUGUCGGCCGAAAACUGAUGGUGUUUCAUCCUUCGAAAACCUCCUUGUUCGGUUAGAACUUCGAGUAGCAGUGUGGUUGGUGGCAACUCUCACCAUGGUAGGGAACUUCACCGUACUGGCAGGAAGACUUUUCACUCGGGAUGACAACAAACUUCUCUCACUUUUUAUAAGGAAUCUGGCAGUCGCAGACCUCCUCACCGGUGUCUACCUUUUCGUGGUGGGGAUAAAGGAUCUCCAGUUUAGGUCGGAAUAUCACCAGUAUGCCUAUUACUGGAUGAGCUCCUGGGGGUGUACAGUGACAGGGGUCCUAGCGAUGACUUCUGCAGAGGUCUCGGUGAUGAUCCUAUCCUUCAUGUCUGUCGAGAGAUGGAUAUGCAUUACCUGGCCUCUGAGGACGCCGAAGCUCUCGAUUGGAACGGCAAGGAUCAUCCUCACAGGGAUCUGGUCCGCAGGACUUCUUAUCUCCAUCUUCCCCGUGUUCUAUUACCAGACACGCCAAGGCUUCUAUGGUACAAAUGGAAUGUGCUUCCCUCUGCACCUAGACGACCCUUGGGUCCCUGGAUGGUUCUACUCCGCCUUCAUAUUCGUUGGCCUCAACCAGAUUGGGGUCGUCUUGAUCUUGUUCUCCUACAUGGGAAUGUUCUGCAGCAUCCGACUGACAAGAGCAGCGACUCCCCUGUCGCUGGGAGACAGGGAAUUCGCCAUAAGGUUCUUCUUCAUUGUCUUCACCGACUGUCUUUGCUGGAUCCCCAUCAUCGUCCUGCGAAUCAUGGCUCUGGCGAAUUUCGAAAUACAACCUGAGCUUUACGCUUACGUCGUCGUGGUUCUUUUACCCAUAAACUCGGCACUGAAUCCUUUCUUAUAUACCUUCACUACUUCGAAGUUCAGAUCACAGGCAGGUCGAUUCUUCUAUGGCAAAGCCGAUUCUGAAACGACCCGUUCCUCGUUCUUCAGGAGCGCCACCUACAAGUGGAGCAAUGGGCGAGAGCUCCAUCACCUUAAUGCCGACCUUCCGGCCCCGAGCACUAUCGAAACCUCCGUCGGCGGCGAGUCAUGUAAGGUUAACUCUGUCGCGGAAGAACCUCAACAGCAGCAGCAGCAGCAACAGCAGCAAAACCACAAAAACCACCACCAGCCAGCAGCAGCAGGUCAAAACGGAAACGAAGGUCUAAUCGGCGGGAGAGCCUCGGUUCCAUCAGGAGGAGGCUGGUGGCUGAGACCAUUUGCUGACGCUGAUGAUGAUGAGUAUCCUAAUUCGUGAUCUGUUUGAUAGGGAUGUGUUUGCUUGUUUGCUUGUGUUGUGUAUAUGUGGAGUCGAAAGCGUCUGUCGUGACAGGCCAAAACAAAGUCCCCGGGCUGUCGCGUUUGUGAAGUUCGAUUUCCAGUGCAGUAUUAGCCACCACUUCAUUAUGAUUCUGAAUGAUUUUUCAAAUCAUAGUGGCCGAAGAAUGCUAAAGAAGGAUUUUUUUGUGAAAUUGAUCUACAGAGCAGUAUUAGCCUCCAGUAACUGAUCAUUACGAACCUGAAUUAAUAUAUUCCUAAUGACGAAAGAAUGCUAAAGAAAGAUUUUGAUUUAACUUUUGUUCAAUGAUAAGGUUAUGCUACGGUUAUUGCUCAAUACCUUAGAUAGUCAAAAAAUGAAGGUGAAUGUUAGCUUUUAGAAAGAAAAACUUAUACGUUACCAGUGAUGACACUAAAUUGCUGGAAGUAAUUCGUGGGAGAUUGAAUCUUAUCACAUCUCUUUAAAGGCUACACAUUUCUUACUCUUAUAACGCACAAGAAAGGACCCACUGACUGGAACAUUGCGCAUAACCCCUCAUUUGCUUUCUUUCUAAAAAGGAAGUGAAUUUGUAAAUACAGUAAUAGUAAUUUUAUGAAUGUUUGUCACAUAUAAGUCGUAGUAGCUGUCAUGACUCAAAAACUUAUCAUUAAAACAGAAUCUGUCAAAUAUAUUGAUAUAAUCCAACGCAGUAAGAAAAAAGCAAAUUUGAAUAUGAGAAAUUGGUAUUUAUCCAAAAUACAGAAGUAUGUGAACAUAAAUGACUCUACUUUUGUAGUAUAUAUAUAUGUAUAUAUUAAGGAUCCUGAAAAUACUGCUUUCACAAGAAAAAAAAAAUGUGUGUUCUAUGUUUGGUGUUUACUCUGUCUUCCUCCUUAGGGAUCUUCAUGCUUGUUUAGACAUAUUUUAAGUAUGAAAGAAAAACAAAGGGACAAAAAACAUGAAGAGAUGACCUUUAUAUGUUCCUGUAAUAUGUAAAUGAAGAUGUGUUUGGUCGAGCUUACAACCCAUUGUAUUUCAUUUUUCCCAACAGAAUAACAACUCUCUCUC